Messenger RNA from Prorocentrum cordatum, 1785 nucleotides. Lineage: Eukaryota; Dinophyceae; Prorocentrales; Prorocentraceae. The record is from the annotation of a GenBank genome assembly.
AUGGCGGCGCACAAGGCACCCCGGACCGCGCUGCUGAUGCUGGCUUUCUGCGACCGCAACUUGGAGGGCACGCAGAAGAGCCCGAUGGAGUUCGAGAUCCCUGCGGGGCACCAAGGAUUACCCGCUGGCCUGCUCCUGGCCACCUCGGGAUUACCCGCUGGCCUGCUCCUGGCCACCUCGGCCGCCCUCGGCUCCAGCGGCGCGCCGCCGCCCUGCGCUGCGCCCGCGGGCGGGCGCCUGCGCGGGCGCCUGCGCGAUCGCGGCGGCCAGCCCGGCGCGCCGGGCGCUGCGCCGUACCGCGCGGCGCGGGGAGCCCUCGGCAGCGGCGCGGCGGGAGCCGAGCAAGCGUCCAGGUGCGUGCGCGCGUUGCGCGACGCAUCCCCCGACGCCGCCACGCCGGGCCUCUCUCCGGAAGAGGGCCCGUGCCUUCUGAGAGUUAGGACGCCGACCGACGUCGACCGUGGCAUCUCCGCGUCCUGGAAAGGGGCGCCGCGGCAGCGGCGCCUGCGGAGCGGGGGGCCGGGCCUCCGCGCGUGCCGAGCCCCGGCGGCGCGUGCGCGGAUGGCCGCCGAGGGGCAGCCGACGAGGCCGCCGACCAACAUCGAGGACUUCCUGUGGAACCUCCACUCGGUGCUGGUGGCGACGCCGGCUCCCCUGGCCCUGGACUCGCUGAAGGACGCGUACUCGAAGCACCUGGGGCACAAGUUCAUCAUCGAGCGCUUCCUCGUCGUGGGCGACGGUGGCCUCGCCGCGACGCUGAAGAGGAUCCCGCACAUGGUGACCCUCUUCACCAGCGAGGCCGGGGUGCUGUGCGUGCGGGCCACGCAGGCGGCCGACACCACCCGGCAGAAGCUGCUCGAGGCCGACUCGGCCUACCGGCGCGAGCUGAUUAAGAAAAACGCGGCGGCGAAGGCCAAGGCCGGGGCGGCCAAGGCGGGCCUCGCCGCCCCCAAGGCGGCCGCGCCCGCGGCGGCCCCGCCGGCGGCGGCGGAGCAGGCGCCCAAGGCGGCGGCGCCACCGGCCGCCGCCGUAGGGGACAAGCGGCAGCCGGACGGGGGCGACCCCGAGGCGAAGAAGCAGAGGACGGGCUCCGACGAGGAGACGCUGGCGAAGAUGCUCGUGCAGGGGGUCGUCCGCGUGCUGCAGAACCGGGUGAAGACCGGCAAGGGCCCGCUGCCGCUCAGCCAGCUGGAGGAUGAGUUCAAGCAGCAGUGGAAGCUGCCCUUCAACCCCCAGCAGGCGGGAGAGAGGGACGCGGUGAGCUUCCUGCAGAAGUGGCCCAACAAAGUGGAGGUGUUCCACGACGGGACGCAGCAGAUCGUCCAGCUCGCCAAGAACAAGCCCAAGGCCAGCGGGACGCCAGAGGACGUGGCCGCGAACAAGGCUGGCGACGGCGCGACCGCCAAGGGUGGCGCCGCAGCGGCGCCGGCGGCGGUGAAGGCGCCUGCCGCCAAGGGCCCGCCGCCCGCCAAGGGCGCGCCGCCCGCGCAGGCGGCGGCGACCAACGGGCCGACUCGCCCUCCGGCCUCGGUCGAGGACUUCCUGUGGAACGUCCACACCGUUAUAGAUGCGCACGGGGGGCCCAUGCCCGUCGACCAGCUCAAGGACGCCUACUCGAGCAGGCUGGGCCACAAGUGCGCGAUCGAGCGUUUCCUGGUCGUGGGCGAGGGUGGCCUCGCGGCCACCCUCAAGAGAAUACCGCACGUGGUGACCUUGGACCAGGUCGACGGGACCGCCGUGCUGAAGGCGACUCUGCCCUCGGGCACGACGAAGGAGGAUCUUAUC